AUGGUCUCUCUUCCUCCUCUCGAUCCCAACGCAUCUCCGCCUGCUGCGAGCCGCGCCUACGCCGGAGGCCGCACCCCGCCCGCUGCGAGCCGCGCCUACGCCGGUGGCCUUGCCUCCCGCCGCGCAGCUGCCCGCGCCCCGCCCGCCGCGAGCCGUGCCAUGCCGGUGGCCGCGCCUCCCACCGCGCAGCUGCCCGCACGCCGGAGGCCGCGCCCCGCCCGCCGCGAGCCGCGCCUACGCCGGUGGCCGCGCCUCCCGCCGCGAGCCGGCGCGCACGCAGUUGGCUGCGGCCCGCCCGCUGCCCGAGCUCCACCCGCCACGCAGCUGCUCGCACGCCGGAGGCCGCGCCCCGCCCGCUGCGAGCAACGCCUACGCCGGUGGCCGCGCCUCCCGCCGCGAGCCCACGCGCACCCUGUUGGCUGCAGCCCGCCCACUGCCCGAGCUGCCGCGCCGGUGGCCGCGCGCACGCCGUGGGGAUCCAGGAUCGAGAUGGCGGUGGGGAUUUGUACUGGCGGAGACAUCUCUACCAACUACUACACACCAAAAAUUCCUACAGAAGGAAAACCACAUGAAAAUUCCUGCAGAAGGAACACCAUAUGCAUGAAUGAUGAGCCAUGCGUCGCCUGCUUUACUUGA
Messenger RNA from Sorghum bicolor (sorghum), 636 nucleotides. Its product is annotated as atherin-like. The transcript is spliced from 2 exons. NCBI's taxonomy places the organism in Eukaryota, Viridiplantae, Streptophyta, Magnoliopsida, Poales, Poaceae. Bases 1 to 636 code for a protein of 211 amino acids. The record is from RefSeq and is a predicted model, not a curated record.